Messenger RNA from Salvia splendens (bonfire salvia), 2039 nucleotides. RefSeq names its product E3 ubiquitin-protein ligase RHF2A. The coding region runs from base 219 to 1379 and encodes 386 amino acids. Gene Ontology annotation, molecular function: ubiquitin-protein transferase activity. The record is from RefSeq and is a predicted model, not a curated record. Lineage: Eukaryota; Viridiplantae; Streptophyta; Magnoliopsida; Lamiales; Lamiaceae. The transcript has 8 exons.
UAAAUGUGGAAAGAAAAUGGGAAGAUUGUUAGAAUUCUCCUAAACCCAACAAAAAUAAAGUCCACAAGGCUUUCUUCUUAUUCUUACUCUCUCACCCCCAAAUUCCUUUCUCUCUAUAAUCUAAUUCGCCUCUUUUCUCGAAUCACCUCUUCAUCUGCUGCUCGGCUUUGAUCCGCUGUUGGAUUUCCCCAGUUUGUCAAAGUCUUAAUUUUUUGGAGAUGGAAGAAGGAAAUGUAUCGAGCAGUUUGACUUCUGCUGCAGCUUUUGUGGAAGGGGGAAUUCAGGAAGCAUGUGAUGAUGCUUGUAGCAUAUGUCUUGAAGCUUUUUGUGAUAGUGAACCUUCUACGCUGACUACUUGCAAGCACGAGUUUCAUCUCCAGUGCAUUCUUGAAUGGUGCCAACGAAGUUCCCAGUGCCCGAUGUGUUGGCAGUCUAUUGGCUUGAAGAAUCCCAGCAGCCAGGAACUGCUUGUUGCUGUGGAGCAGGAGAGGAAUAUGCAAAUGAAUCCACCCAGAAAUACAAUUAUGUUUCAUCAUCCAGCCUUAGGGGACUUUGAGUUGCAGCAUUUGCCGGUUAAUGCAAGUGAGUCUGAACUUGAAGAACGCAUUAUUCAGCACUUAGCUGCUGCUGCUGCAAUGGGGAGGGCUCGUCAGCUCUCUAGGAGGGAGGCUCAGAGGCAUAGAACUUCUCAAGGCCGUCCUCGCUUUUUGGUAUUCUCAACUCAUCCUAACGAGGCUUCAGCUGCUUCUUCCCUUCCGCAGAGAGAAGGCAGUAGCUCCCCACCUGAAGUUAUUGCCGCUGGCUCUAAUUUUCCAUAUAUGACCGUUGGAGGAGAUUCUGAAAAUUUUAUUUCACGGUCUUCUACUGCUCAAGCCGAACAGCUUGGGACUCCACCCUCGGGAUCAAGUCCUGUGACAUAUCAACAUGGGACAUCUUCAAGCAAUAGGUCUCCUGCCCACACUUCUCCCAACAGUCAAGAGAGAGCCGGACCUUCAGAUUUCCAGAUAUUUUCAGAUUCUCUGAAAUCUCGGCUAAGUGCUUUUUCAAGCAGAUACAAAGAGUCCAUAACGAAGAGCACGAGAGGUUGGAAGGAAAGACUCUUUGCUCGCAACAAUUCUACACCUGAACCCAACAGUGAAGUUCUGGAAGCUGGCCAGAGGAAUAGUAGCAGUCCUGGAAUUUCUACUAUAUCACGAAUGAUGGAUCAUCUUCAAAUAGCAGAACAUGGUGGAACCAACACAUCAACUGCCUCACGUACUGUAGAAGAUACCAGGUCACCAGAUUCUAGUGAACGGCAGGUCUUUGUGAUGGGAAGCAAUCUUUCUUUGAAUGAGGAUGAGGCACAAGCUCCGACUGCUGCUAGUCCUGCAUCAACCUAAGUGUUGAUUCAACUAUCUCAUCAACUUCAUUGCUCUUCGUUUGCUCAGUGAGUAUUUAUUUGGCUUGUUUACCCUGCUGCAUGCUCAAUACAACAUGCUUUUCAAUGAUAUUUUUUAGAAGGUAAUCAACUUUGUGAUUGAUCUUUAUGUCUUUCAAAAUUUGCAUCACUGUUGGGUUUCCAUGAUAAUUAAUGGUAUUUUUGGUUUCAUCCCGGUAUUAUGAUGACGAUCUUCCUUUUCCAUGUCCCUCUAUAUUGGGAUCCAAGGCAAGUUUGCAUUGCGUAAUUGGCUCUAGAAGUCUGGCUUGUGUUUUCUGUUAAUAGUGUGACCCAACAUGGUUUGCAAUGAUGUUUGCUUGAUUUACCUCCAGAGUGUUGUUGAUCGAAUGCUAUGUUGCUACAGUGACGUCCGGCUAAUUCUACCUCCGAGGAUGCUGCUACAUUGAUUCAUGGCUAAAUAAGGAUCUUGAAUUGCGAUGUAUAGACAAAUAUAUAGAGCUGUAAAUUUUGGCCUGUAAUCCCCUAUAGUUUGUUUUUGUUGAACUCGUGCAAAACAAAUACGUGAACCAUCCAUUAAAUUGAGCAGCAAACUAUCAAAACUUGUGGUUGGUUGAUGCUUUGUUUAUGUGAAAUUCGGCACAUGAUGUACAAGCCAUUGAUA